Nannospalax galili (Upper Galilee mountains blind mole rat) is the source of this 2553-nucleotide messenger RNA. RefSeq names its product caspase 3 (gene Casp3). Gene Ontology annotation, cellular component: cytoplasm. Gene Ontology annotation, biological process: positive regulation of apoptotic process; apoptotic process; proteolysis. The transcript has 7 exons. Bases 137 to 973 code for a protein of 278 amino acids. The record is from RefSeq and is a predicted model, not a curated record. NCBI's taxonomy places the organism in Eukaryota, Metazoa, Chordata, Mammalia, Rodentia, Spalacidae.
GGCGGAGCGGGGGCGGGGCCGCGGCGGGCUGGCUCUUCUUUCCAGGACUGGGGGCUGGGGGCUGGCAGUGUAGACUGGAAUCGAGGCUGUGAGCCCUACGGCGCGGAGCUGAGAGCCGUGCGUUUAAAAAGUGGCCAUGGAGAACAAUGAAACCUCAGUGGACUCAAAAUCCAUUAGAAAUUUUGAACCAAAAGUCAUACAUGGAAGCAAAUCAAUGGACUCUGGAAUAUCCUUGGACAGUAGUUACAAAAUGGAUUAUCCUGAAAUGGGUUUAUGUAUAAUAAUUAAUAAUAAGAACUUUGAUAAAAGCACCGGGAUGUCACAUCGAUCUGGUACAGAUGUAGAUGCAGCCAGCCUCAGAGAAACAUUCAUGAACUUAAAAUAUGAAGUCAGGAAUAAAAAUGAUCUUACCUGUGAAGAAAUUUUGGAAUUGUUACUCAAUGUUUCUAAAGAAGAUCACAGCAAGAGGAGCAGCUUUGUGUGUGUAAUUCUAAGCCAUGGUGAGGAAGGAAAAAAUUUUGGAACAAAUGGAUCUGUUGACCUGAAAAAAUUAACUAAUUUCUUCAGAGGAGAUUGUUGCCGAACUCUAACAGGAAAACCCAAACUUUUCAUUAUUCAGGCCUGCCGGGGUACAGAGCUAGACUGUGGCAUUGAGACAGACAGUGGCACUGAGGAUGACAUGCCAUGCCAGAAGAUACCUGUGGAGGCUGACUUCCUGUACGCAUACUCCACAGCACCAGGUUACUAUUCCUGGAGAAACUCAAAGGAUGGAUCCUGGUUCAUCCAGUCACUUUGCGCUCUGCUGAAUGAAUAUGCACGCAAGCUUGAGUUUGUGCACAUUCUUACUCGUGUUAACCGGAAGGUAGCAACAGAAUUUGAGUCCUUUUCUUUUGACUACACUUUUCAUGCAAAGAAACAGAUUCCAUGUAUUGUGUCCAUGCUCACAAAAGAACUUUAUUUCCCUCCCAUUUAAAUCUAAUCUGAUGUUCCAGGUGGUAGUUAGAACCAUGCCACACUGCCCAAGCAAUAGAACCGUAAUACAGCUACCUCAAACUCAACAUCAGGUAGUUGAAAUUGAAUUUAAUUAGGAACAAAUAAAUGUCGAUAAUGGUACUAUAAUUAUGAGAGGAAUUUCUAAAUUUACUUUUUUUUAUAAUUAGCAAGAUUUGAUGAUACUAUGAAUUUUCAAGUGAUUAUGAAGUUAAAUGUUGCAGUGAUGGACUUUAAUGACACUCUACACACAUUAAGACUGUGCAUCUAGUUUUUGUUCAGCUAUAGAAAUGAUGAUAUAAAAUUAUGUGUCUUAAAACUUAGAUCCAUGGGCGGGGUCAAGUGCUUGACCCUUUAUAAGUGAUAUAUGGAAAUAAUGAGUCGGCUAAAUUUUUAGAUCAUUCAUCAUUAGCUCAUAGUUUUGUGAUUUUUGUCCUGAGCAUGUCUUUGUUGUAAAAAAAAGAAAUUAUAAACUGAAGGCAUGGUGGCGUACACCUUAGUCCCAGCACUUGGGAGGCAGAGGCAGGCGAAUCUUUGUGAGAUCAAGGCUAGCCUGGUCUAUAUAGUGAAUACCAGGCCAGCUGGGGCUACAGGAAGACCCAAAUUAUGUUUUAUUUUUAAAAAGAAACUAAAUAUUUUAUUUGAGAGAAAAUAUGAGCAAACGUGCUUGAUUCUUUUGAGGCUAGCACACAUCAAUAAAGAUACCCAGUACAAGGUGCUGAGAUCACCAGUAUAUUCUUCUUACUUGCUGUUACACAAAUCAGAUGAGAUCUAUAGACCAGCAAAAUAGCUAAAGGGCUAUUAUGUAAAAACCUCAAAUUGUUGAUUAAUAGAAUGAAAUGAAGAAAUUCUGCAGGAACAUCUUAAAAUACCAUUUGUAAAGUAGACAGUAAAAUGUAAGGAAAGAAGAAAUGAAUCAGCUGGGUACUCUGUAACUGGAGAGAGGAUGGUUGGAGCCAGAGCAAAGGCGUGGCACGGCCAUGGGAAAGGACCACAGCUGGUUCCACCUUGUGAGUGCUGAUUGGUGUGGACAAUGUCCCCAAGGUACAAAUCACACAAGAAAAAGGGAACCAGAUCAGAGCCUUCUGGAACCAGCUGUGCUGAGAGUCUCACAAUCCAAGAGCUUCUUGUAGUAAAGUUUGUAAGCAUGCUACUUAUUUUCUGUUGAAGUUUACAAUUCAAGGAAAACAGUGAUGAUACUUGUACUGUCACCAGAAAGUAAAGGACCAUCGCAUACAGGACUUGGGACGCAUUCAGUCACAGCCCCUCCAGCCUACCUGGGGAAGCUGCAGGGAAGCCCACCCCACCAGGGAGGCCAGACUCCAGACUUCUUGACUCCGGAGGUACUGAGUCACUGCUGAGCGCCCUGCUAUGUCCGGCAUUUUCAUGUAAGCGUCCUUUAUGCUCAAAGAAAGGAACUCUCGUUUAAAAUUGACAGAUUUGUUUCUACCGGAUCUACUAGUUAUUUCUAAGUAAAUGUAGCAUGUGAUAGUAUUUUAAGGUGUAUUCCUAUGUGACAAUUUUAUAAAGAUUUGUUACCUUGCAUUUUUUUGAAACAUUAAA